UAGAGUUUCUAAUAAAAAAAAAUGGGUGAUUCCGAGUUCGAUCCCAGUUCUCCUCCUCCAUUUAGGCUUUCGGAAAUCAGGUCAGCCAUACCUAACCACUGUUGGGUGAAGGACACAUGGCGAUCCCUCGGUUACGUCGUUAGGGACAUAUUCGUCGUAUUUGGGUUAAUUGUAUUGGCGGUCUACCUCGAUAAUUGGGCAUUUUGGCCGUUUUAUUGGGCUGCACAAGGGACAAUGUUUUGGGCACUCUUUGUUCUUGGCCAUGACUGUGGCCACGGGAGUUUUUCGGAGAACCCUACGAUAAAUAGUGUAGUUGGGCAUAUCUUACAUAGCUCGAUACUCGUCCCUUACCACGGCUGGAGAAUAAGCCAUAGAACUCAUCACCAAAACCAUGGAAACAUCGAAAAAGAUGAAUCAUGGGUGCCGUUGUCUGAGAAAGUAUACAAGGAGAUGGGUUUUUCAGGCAAGUUCUUCAGGUUUAGAGCUCCAUUUCCCCUUUUUGCAUACCCUCUUUAUCUGUUGUGGCGAAGUCCUGGAAAAUCGGGCUCACAUUUCAAUCCUUACAACAACAACUUGUUCCAUCAUAGUGAAAGGAAUCAUGUGGUUAUAUCAACCGUUUGUUGGACACUAAUGGUUGUUUUCUUGUUCAAACUCUACACAAUAAUAGGCUUUCUUCAAUUACUAAGACUCUAUAUCAUUCCUUACUUGGUGUUCAUUAUGUGGUUGGACUUCGUCACUUACUUACAUCAUCACGGUCACUAUAACAAACUUCCUUGGUAUCGUGGCAAGGUAAAAAUUCACAACAUUCAUAUUCUAUUAUAG
Molecule: messenger RNA, 822 nt
Organism: Impatiens glandulifera
Lineage: Eukaryota; Viridiplantae; Streptophyta; Magnoliopsida; Ericales; Balsaminaceae
Product: omega-3 fatty acid desaturase, endoplasmic reticulum-like
Exons: 6
Coding region: 22-822 (266 amino acids)
Biological process (GO): lipid metabolic process
Molecular function (GO): oxidoreductase activity, acting on paired donors, with oxidation of a pair of donors resulting in the reduction of molecular oxygen to two molecules of water
Source: RefSeq, a predicted model, not a curated record